UGCGCUGUCGGUGUUGGAGCUGCCCUGCUGAGAGAAACAACAGGAAGAAGAAGGCAAAAGCGAGAGAAGAGCGUCAGGAAAGAUCGGAUAGAGAAUAAAUACCGUGAGAGAAAGAGGGGGAGUCAGAGAAAGAGGGGAGGAAACUGGGGCACAAGCACAUUAGUGACACACAUUAAGAUCGGCAGGCGGGACCCAGGGAGCGCUGAGGAGACUCCGGAGGAGGCAGGAGAAGUGACAAGACUGGAAAAAGUGCUGAUGGCACCAGUGGGAUUGCGCACCGUGCCAGGACCUCAGAGUGACUCCCCCCUUUUGUUUCCUCCUCCUCGCUCUGUGCACUGUCUCCUUAUCCGUUCUCUGACCCUGUCCCCUCCUCCCUCACCCUCCUCUCCCCCAUCUCUCCCUCUCCCUUAGAGGCUACGGAUCGCUCUCUCUCUCUCUCACACAGUCAGACCGGGGAGAGCGCAGCGCCUGGGUCGCAUCUCCGUCUCUUUCCGGUUCCUCUUUCCAUCUCUCUGCACUCUCUCUCUCUCUCCACCUCCUCUGAUUGUCAUUCUGCAGCUGAAACUCAUUUAGGGGGGAAAAAAGCUCCGCAUCAGAGGCAAAGAGAGAGAGGAAGAAGAAGGAAGAAACAGUUGGGGGAAUAAAUUGGGGAUCCCUCAAUGAGCUGAGGAGUCUUUGUUCUUGGAGGCUUUUGAUGAUUGACCUCUUCUGUUCUGCUGCCUCUCUUCUGCGAGGAAAUACUUAAAAUGGAAUGCUUGGUGUGAGCACAGAAAAGGAAGAAAGAGGUUUUGCAGGUUUAUUUUGCUGCACGGAACAAAGUGGUGCACAUGGAGACACAGCGGCUGAAGACUUAAUCCAUUUACAAGGAGAGAAAAAAAAAGCACUUCAGAAGAAACGGGAAAACCUCAACACAGACCCUGAGCAGAAGAGGACGAGAAUCAAGAGAGGAAAAGAAUAAGGCAGUUUGAGACUUUCCUGUUUCCACUUCUUGUGUGGCAUCUGUAGUUUUCUUCUCCUCUGCUCCACAAACUAAAGCUGAGCCAUGCAGGUGUCCAUCGCCUGUACGGACCACAACCUGAAGAGAGGGAAUGGAGACCACAGCAAGCAGAGCGCCACCAGCCCCAACGUGGUCAACCAAGCCCGGGCCAAGUUCCGCACCGUGGCCAUCAUUGCGCGCAGCUUCGGCUCCUUCACUCCGCGACACAUCUCACUGAAGGAGUCCACGGGGAAGCACACGGGCAUGAAGUACAGGAACCUUGGAAAGUCAGGACUCAGAGUAUCUUGCUUAGGACUGGGUACGUGGGUGACAUUUGGGGGACAGAUAACAGACGAGGUUGCAGAGCAGCUAAUGACUAUUGCCUAUGAGAGUGGAGUCAACUUGUUCGACACAGCUGAGGUCUAUGCAGGCGGCAGGGCCGAAAUCAUUCUAGGAAACAUUAUCAAGAAGAAAUGCUGGAGGCGAUCCAGCUUGGUCAUUACAACUAAACUCUAUUGGGGAGGAAAAGCAGAGACGGAGAGAGGACUGUCAAGGAAACACAUUAUUGAAGGUCUGAAAGGCUCUCUACAAAGGAUGCAGUUGGAGUAUGUAGAUGUAGUUUUUGCCAACCGCCCAGACAGCAAUACUCCCAUGGAGGAAAUUGUUCGAGCCAUGACCUAUGUGAUAAACCAAGGCAUGGCGAUGUACUGGGGGACGUCUCGAUGGACGGCCAUGGAGAUCAUGGAGGCGUAUUCCGUGGCAAGACAGUUUAAUCUAAUCCCUCCGGUGUGUGAGCAGGCAGAGUAUCAUCUCUUCCAGAGGGAGAAAGUAGAGGUGCAACUGCCUGAACUUUACCAUAAGAUAGGAGUUGGGGCGAUGACGUGGUCACCGCUGGCGUGCGGCAUCAUCACAGGAAAAUAUGAAAAUGGCAUUCCUGAAUCUUCCAGGGCCUCCAUGAAGUCCUAUCAGUGGUUGAAGGAGAAAAUAGUAAGUGAGGAUGGAAGGAAGCAACAAGCCAAGCUGAAAGAGCUCAACCACAUUGCAGAGAAGCUGGGCUGCACCCUGCCUCAACUGGCUGUCGCAUGGUGUCUAAGAAAUGAAGGCGUGAGCUCAGUCCUUCUGGGAACAUCCAACCCUGAACAGCUCACUGAGAACCUCGGGGCCAUACAGGUCCUUCCUAAGAUGACCUCUCAUGUGGUGUCUGAGAUCGACCACAUCCUGGGCAACAGGCCGUACAGUAAGAAGGACUACCGUUCUUAGACCAGGUUGGUGAGAUACCCAAGCGGUCAGCUGUACCUACCUACUUAACCAUACUGCUACCUUGGACCCUCCGUUCAGUGUUCAUGUCCAUGGUUCUCUCCUUGGGCCCCACUUCAGCUCCAGCCCACUUCAGCCUGGAACAGACAGCCUUGCUAAGUCCAGCGUUGCAUACUGUAACUAUGUCUGUUUGAGACUCGUCCUGCUCAGAUCAGCUCUACCAGGUUCAUCUCAGGUGCAGUCCAGCUCAGCCAAGAAAUGCUUAAACUCAGCUUUUUGCAGCCUCAAGUGAAACUUUAGUCCAUUUGAUUAGAUUCAAAUUUUGUGCUCCCCUGCCGAGGUCUUACCGCCAUUCACCAACAGCCCAUGCAAAUGUAACUAUGCAGAACUUAAACUAGUCCAUAGUAGACUUCACUACAUCCCAGUUUGACUCCAUUCAGGGCUCUUAUGUUGAAACUUAAACAGCUGAACAGAUUUUCACUUCAGUUAGAUGGCAAGGUUUCAACUACAGCUCUGUAUUUUUAGAGAUAUUCAAUUUCACAUUCAAAUACAGUUAGUAGAUGACCACAGAGAAGCAAUGCAACAAUAUUUAAAGAUAAAGUGCCUUGCUCAAGGCCAUCCUGUUAGUAGUUGCUGAAUGAAAUGCUUAUCAUUCACAUUUACUACCCACACCCACCCAUUUAAUUUCAUGGCCCAGACCUUCAGUUUUCAAGCUUGCUUACUUAAAGUCCAAACUUCCGGUCACAAGUAAUUUAAUUUGAGCAAAAAAAUUCCUGCUGGAAGCAUGUAUUAUUUAUGAGAACUACUGUACAGCAGCUGAAUACAUCAAUGCAAGCAGCUUAGACUUAGGAAUUACAGGUACCUCAUGGAAGUGGACAUGAAGAACCUUCAGUUGCAUGCUGAACACCCCUAGUCAGUCAGUGCUUUCAUUAAAACGCUAUGCAGUGCAGCAAACAAAAUUACCAUAAGACCAUAAAACUUUCACCUCCUGUGUCAGAGGUACACACUCAAGUCAUGGGUUAAAAUGCUUUCCCCAUGAAAUUUGGGGUGUAGCAAUGACAAGGUGACCCGCUCAUGCUUCAUGAAAACUGAGCUUUCUGAAUAUAAAUCCCUAUUAGCUUGAAUUAUGUUCCAACUACCUACCAAAUAUAAUCUGUCCCAUAUUUAGUAUAGUACUAAAUAGUAUUCAGUAAAUGUUAUAGGCUGCAAAUCCUGAGCAUAUUAACCAACUGAUGCAUGUUUUUCCCUGCUAUAGUGUGCCUCUUUCUUCUUUUUGACAAAGCACAUGAUUAAACAGUCUGAUCGAAAUUACUGCAAGCUUGUCUACUGUACGUGACCCCCAGUGAAGCAGAGGAUUGUGGGACAUUGAGUAUUGAUGGGAAUGGAACGCUGAGAGAGUGAAGCAUAUCGCCCCCGUGUGGUCUUCUUAAGAGAAUGCUACUAUUCUUCACAAUUAUAGGAGAGAAAUGUUGCUUUGCAAAAUAUAUAUGGACUCCUUUCUGAAUUUGCAUUCAUUAUGGAGACGAUCGUUUCUGCUUGUGAACGGAACCUGCGUUGCUUCAAAGAACCUUGAAGAUAUGAACUCAAGCAUAUGAUAAAUAUAUAAUAAAAGAAUGACUGACCUCUGGUUUGGUCAUGUUAGAAUAACCACAAAAAUGCUUGUUAAUGGCACAAUGUGGCAUAGAGACAAGGUAUUUGCGAUGUGGCAAAGAUUACAGUAUUUAUUCUAGAGUAGAUAUUAAAAUUUAUUUUGACAUCUUGAAAUAUUGUUUUUGUUUGGAGAUGUAACAUGUACAUAAAAAGUUAAAGCAUAACUUGUAACAUAAGCAAAACCAUCAAGAAGCCUCUCUUGCAUAUGAGGACUUCACUGUACUGUAUGGCUAAUAUAUAAAUAAGAUGUAAAUAGAGUUAUUUUGUUGCUCCUCUGCAGUAUCGCUGCAUCAUUUGCAGUGUUUUGAGUCACUGUUCAUCCCGUCCUCCUCCUCCAGUCUGACUUUAUACCGUCACAGGAUUGAUUUCUGUCUCCCGAAAGAUAUGUCAGAGGACUAUUUAGAGGGAGAAAGAGUCAAUUUUGUUUUUUCGUUGUGAAGUCAUUUAUGAAUUCUGUAUUAAUCAUGAAGUUAUUUUUAAAACUGAGCUUCGGCUAUGAGAUGUGAAUAAUUAGUUUAAAUGUUUCACCUUGAAUCAUUUUCUCUGACCAGGAGGAUUCACUCUCAAAAGUUGACGGCUGUUGUCUAACUGCAUUAUAUUCGUUCCGUUUCAUCUGGAAAACAAGCCAUCACUGAGAUCAGCAGAAUAGUCGGCCAGGUUCCAGCUGAGUCACCGUCUUGUCCUUGAUGUGCAUUUGUUGACUUAUAACACACCUUCUAUGUUUUAAUCAAAAGAAACUGCAAUGGAUAACAACCACCUAUAGGUCUGCCAAAAAUACCGUUACACAAGCCAGCCUUGGUCUCACAACUUAAUCAAAGAAGUCUGGCCUUGGAUGAUGAGUAGACGUGAACCUGCACUAGAAACUAAAACAUGCUCUUUUCUCUUAUUUCUUCCCCUUGUUCCAUCUAUGACAAUAGUAGGUGAAUCAGUGAACGUAUCACUGUAUCACUUGUUCCCUUUACUGUUACAUCUUGGUGGCAACAAUAUGCGACCAUUAUUUAUGUCACGUUUGCUUUCAAGUCAACAAGUUGCCCAUCAGUUUAAGUCAGUGAUCAGUCAGCGCUGGACCACGGCCACCCGGCAGAGUGCCUUGACUUGAGUCCCGCUACAUCAUUAAAUUCAGGGAUGUCUUUCAUUACAAGUUGGUAAAUGAUGUUUGGGUGCUGGCCUACAAAAUAAUGUAACAACAGAAUCAUGUUUAUGCAAAUCACAGAUGCAGAUUAUGUUUCAUUUCCUUAUCUACCGUCACUGACAUCAGUUGAACAAAGUGCAGAGCAGCAACAUACAUCAUAAAGCUGCCUCCAAGUCAAGGAUAGGAAUCCUUGGAUUGUCACUGUUCUCUAUUGUGCUUUAGAAGGUUACUUUGCUCCAUCUUGGUCCUUAUUUUGUGCUGCAGCAUUUCAGUCACAUUAUGGUAAAUUUGAUUCUUUCAGUGGAUUUCUCCUCCUUGAACCAGCCAUUUGCUUCACACACAUCAGUGAUAAUUUAAUAAAACUGGACAUUCUGUACUGUCUGCAUGAAGGGUGGAUUUUUGUCCAUUGUCUUCUCAAUUUCUUAAUACUUUCACAACCUGAGAAACAAAUAUAAAGGCCAGAAUGGAGCGAAGCAACACUAACUUCAUCCAUGCCUGAUUUUCGACUAACUGCAAGUUGGCACAUUGACUCCUUGAUUUCCUGUUUUUGUACGACUCCAACCUAAACCAAUUAAGAUGUUGUGUAAUGUGUACUACAGAUGAGUGUUUGCUACAAUAUGUAGAUGAGUGGGUGGGAAAGACUUGAGGGACAUUGAGUUUUGUUCUUUUUGUUGUGCGACAUGCAAACGAGUGUAUCGUUUCCUCUCUCGAACAGUGGUUUCUCUGUAAAUAGUCUAUACGAAAGUGUGAUUCUAAAUAAAUGCAUUGCCAAUGGAAA
Amphiprion ocellaris (clown anemonefish) is the source of this 5793-nucleotide messenger RNA. It is a transcript of the gene kcnab1a, whose product is annotated as potassium voltage-gated channel subfamily A regulatory beta subunit 1a. Gene Ontology annotation, molecular function: potassium channel regulator activity; voltage-gated potassium channel activity; transmembrane transporter binding. NCBI's taxonomy places the organism in Eukaryota, Metazoa, Chordata, Actinopteri, Pomacentridae. The record is from RefSeq and is a predicted model, not a curated record. The coding region runs from base 1043 to 2236 and encodes 397 amino acids. Gene Ontology annotation, biological process: transmembrane transport; negative regulation of delayed rectifier potassium channel activity; potassium ion transport. Gene Ontology annotation, cellular component: membrane; juxtaparanode region of axon; extrinsic component of cytoplasmic side of plasma membrane. The transcript has 14 exons.